GCGGGCCCGCAGCGCGGCGCCGGAGAAGGAAGUGGUGUGGUUGUCGCUCCCUGAGUUCGCCGCUGGCUCCCCGUGCGCGGAGUGGGGCUGCGGGUCCUCCGCCGCGUCGCGCUCUCCGGCCCCUACCCUCCAUGUGCCCCGGCGCCGCCGCUUCCCUCCCUCGGGCCGCCGCCUCCUCAGGGUCCUAUGGAAGUGAUGGAAGGACCCCUCAACUUGGCUCAUCAGCAGAGCAGGUGCGCAGACCGGCUGUUAGCUGCGGGGAAGUACGAAGAGGCUAUUUCUUGUCACACAAAGGCUGCAGCAUAUCUUUGUGAAGCCAUGAAGCUGACACAGUCUGAGCAGGCCCGUCUGUCCCUGGAGCUGCAGCGCGACAGCCACAUGAAGCAGCUGCUGCUCAUCCAGGAGCGGUGGAAGAGGGCGCAGCGGGAGGAGCGGCUCAGGGCGCAGCAGAGCGCAGACCGGGAUGCAGUGCCCCCGAAGCCCCCCGCAGAGGACGCCGAGGCCCGCGCCGCCCUUCCCGCUCCGGUGCAUAGCCCCUCGGCUGAGGUGCGCCCCGCUGCAGUCCAGGGCAUCUUUGACAGGGACCCUGACACACUGCUGUACUUACUCCAGCAGAAGAGGGAGCCAGCCGAGCCAUGCAUGGGCAGCAAGGCCCCGAAGGAUGAUAAGACGAUCAUAGAGGAGCAGGCGACCAAGAUUGCAGAGCUGAAGAGACAUGUGGAGUUCCUCGUGGCCGAGAAUGAGAGAUUAAGGAAAGAAAACAAGCAGCUGCGGGCCGAAAAGGCCAGACUUCUGAAGGGGUCCACGGAGAAGGAGCUGGACGUGGACGCUGACUUCGUGGAGAAGUCCGAGCUGUGGAGCUGGCCGCCGCCUGCCGAGAGCGCUGGUGCUGCGCCCGCCUGGCCGAGGUUCGCCACCAGUGGCGGGAAGGCCAAGGACAUCCCCAUCCCCAACCUUCCGCCCUUGGAUUUCCCCACCGCGGAGCUCCCGCUCAUGGAGCUCUCCGAGGACAUCCUGAAGGGGUUUAUGAAUAAUUGACCCGGAGGCGAGUGGCAGCGCAGAAGAGGAAGGAGCUCUCAGCGCAUUUCACCUAGAAAAGGAAAAGGGAAAACCACAGCCGGGGGCAGGCCCUGAACUGGCCGCCUGGCUCCCGAGGGAGCAUGGCGCGCUCAUGCGGGGAGAGCGUCACUGUGAAGCCUCUGCGGGUCUGAGGCUCCGGCACAGCCACGGUCGGAGCUCGGCUUUCUCCUGAUCCAAACCAAAUGGCUACCUGGAAUAAUAUUUUCAAGCAACAAUUAUUUUUUGAAUCUUCAGGGUUUAAAUGUAUAAGAGUAUGUUACAUGUAAUUAAAUCUAUAAUGCCAUAAAUGAUAAUGCAGAACCUAAAUAAUACAGAGGCCAUUGCAGCCGCCCUGUAUUUGGAGUCCGCUCUGUACUGCAUCGCGUAUGCACUUGGUCUGCUGCACGUUUUGUUCAGAGGAGGCGUGAGGUGCACGCCUUCCUGGGCGAAAGUGCGUGCCACACUUGCACUACUCGUGAUGUCACGAUAACCUCAAGACUAUCAGGAGAAAUAUUUAAGUUUCCAUUUUAUGAAGAAAGGAACCAAAUUAUUAGUUAUGCUUUUUAAAAAAAUUUACAGUUUACAUAAUUAAUCAGGGUGCAUUUUAAGUUCUGUCUGUUAUAUAAUGCAUCAUUUGAAAAUACUAAGGAAAAUAUCCUUUGUUUUUAGUGAUGCGCAAGUGGAAGUAACGCUAGCUGGCGGUAUUUAGUUGUAAGAAAUCAAUAAAGCAAUUGUGUUUA
This is a messenger RNA of Octodon degus (degu), 1799 nucleotides long. It is a transcript of the gene Nrbf2, whose product is annotated as nuclear receptor binding factor 2. The transcript has 4 exons. The coding region runs from base 187 to 1038 and encodes 283 amino acids. The record is from RefSeq and is a predicted model, not a curated record. NCBI's taxonomy places the organism in Eukaryota, Metazoa, Chordata, Mammalia, Rodentia, Octodontidae. Gene Ontology annotation, biological process: autophagy.